GGCAACACCGACUUCCGCUUCCGCCGGCAAACGGCUUCCGGUGCUGUGUGCGUGACGUCACGGCAAGCUGGGGCCGGGAUACGUGAUGUCAUAUUAGAGGAUGUCUAAUACUAGCAGUACCAGAAUGUCAGUGUAAUGGUUAACAGACACAGCAGCUCAACCAAUCACCUGCUCCCGAUCAGCCAAUCACAGGCUUCACCUCCCCCAACCAGGAAGUGGAGGAAGACCAUGUGCGCACUUCAAGGGUGACCUGGUGUCAGAGUGAUCAUGCAGGCUGCCCUAGAGGUCACAGCUAAGUAUUGCCGCAACGAGCUGGAAGAGUAUGGGAGCUGCGUACACAGUAAACCGGGGACCUGGCAACAAGACUGUCAUGAGCUGAAAGUCAAGGUGGCUCAGUGCACUUCAUCCCAUCCUAUAAUACAGAAGAUUCGUACGCAGUGUGCCCAACCCUUUGGGGCUUUCGAGCAAUGUCUGAAAGAGAACCAGACUGCAGUGGAAAAGUGCUCCGAACACGUGACCGAAUUUCUUCAGUGCGCCGAGCGCGUCAAGGUGUCUGACCAGACCCAGAAGUGACCAAGAACAAAGAGGCCCGGUGAGGAUCUGUAGUAACUCUUAUAGAGUCCCCAAUGCCACCAACCGCGCCAUUGUUUCGUAGUCAACAUAAACCUGUACAGCAGAGUUUAAAACUGUUAAGCACUGUUUUCAGACCAGGGUGCCUCCAGAUUUUGCAAAACUACAACCCCCAGCAUGCCCGGACAGCCGUUGGCUGUCCGGGCAUGCUGGGGUUUGUAGUUUUGCAUCACAUCUGGAGGCACCCGGGUUGUAAAAAAACAGUAUUGUAAAGAUUAAAGUGGUACUCCGGCGCUAAGACAUCUUAUCCCCCUAUCCAAAGGAUAGGGGAUAAGAUGCCUGAUCGCGGGGGUCCUGCCGCAGGGGACCCCCGUGAUCUUCCACGCCGCACCUCGUUAGAAUCAGUCCCCCGAGCAUGUUCACUCCGGGUCUGAUUACUGGCGAUCACGAGGACGGAGCAUAGUGACGUCACGGCUCCGCCCCCGUCUGACGUCACGCUCCGCCCCCUCAAUGCAAGCCUAUGGGGGGCGGAGCGUGAAGUCACACGGGGCGGAGCCGUGACGUCACUAUGCUCCGUCCUCGUGGUCGAGAUGGACUCAGCCUGAGAAGCUCCAGCGGUUCCGGAAGCCGCUAAAGGUGGGUGCUGCAUGGUAGAUCCUGAGGGUCCCCAGCAGCGGGACCCCGGUGAUCUGACAUCUUAUCCCCUAUUUGGAUAGGGGAUAAGAUGUCUUAGUGCCGGAGUACCCCUUUAAGGCUGUGUUCACACCAUGAUAAAUAAAAACUAAAAAGCGGCAUAAAAAAAACAUAUAGAUAGAUAGAUAAUCUAAUAUUGUGUUCUAUUAAUGCCUUAUGGAAAGCAUCACAGUGCACACAGCCAUUUUUAAUACUCUGGAAUUACGGAUUUUUUCGUAAUCUGUGACGGACGCUUUUCCAUAGACUGUAAUAGAACUCAUGAUCAGAUUAAAAAAAUAAAAUAAAAUAUUUUUCCAUUUUAUUUUACAUUGUGUGAACAUUGUGUGGACUUAGGCAUCUGCAUAGUACUAUAUCUGGUAUUUAAAGGGGUUCUCCACCAUAAGGGGAUUUUAGUACGUACCUGGCAGACAGUAAUGGACAUGCAUAGGAAGGAUUUGCGCUUGUCUUGGAGCUAAAUGGCUAUGCUGUGAGAUUACCAUAACACUGAGGCUAGCUUUUUGUGAACUGGUAUUUCCUGUUUAAGUUUUCUUUUUUGCCUACAAAUCCCACAAUUCCAUGUCCCUCCCUCCCACACAUCAGCCACAAGUUUGAGCUCCGAUUGUUAUUAUGGGACAUAAGGGCGGUUCUUCUCUCAGCUUUAAUAAAUAAGGAAUAUGGGGGAGAUUUAUCAAAACCUGUCCAAAGGAAAAGUUGCUGAGUUGCCCAUAGCAACCAAUCAGAUCGCUGCUUUCAUUUUGCAGAAACCUUGUCAAAAAUGAAAGAAGCAAUCUGAUUGGUUGCUAGGGGCAACUCAGCAACUUUUCCUCUGGACAGGUUUUGAUAAAUCUUCCCCUAUGUGUCUACUGAGGAAUUUUCCCUCUAUAUGAUCCUGGGGUACACACUGAUGUUCUGCCGUGACCCUAUAACUGGCAGAUCUGUGGUGCACACCCCAUUAGUGAUAUCCACCUAUGUUUUGGGUAUGAAGUUAUUGGUACUUACCUCUCACUGUUGUAGCAGUAAUGUGUGUCCAGUAAUGGUCUGUAUUGGGCGUCUCCAUUAUCAUCUUAUUCUGUGAUUUGUUAGGUAAUAAACUGUUUUUGAAUUCGG
Hyla sarda is the source of this 2349-nucleotide messenger RNA. RefSeq names its product coiled-coil-helix-coiled-coil-helix domain containing 5 (gene CHCHD5). NCBI's taxonomy places the organism in Eukaryota, Metazoa, Chordata, Amphibia, Anura, Hylidae. The transcript has 5 exons. Bases 268 to 573 code for a protein of 101 amino acids. The record is from RefSeq and is a predicted model, not a curated record.